AUGGUGUAUACACUUGGUAGUGUCGUAAAUAGUGUACAAUCUGAGUUUCCUGCUGUUCGCCUAUCUACUCUGGUUGAGCAUCUUGAUUCCCUCAUUAGAACGCAUGCUCCUUUGAUGAAAGAUCGCAGGUGUGGCUCCUUCCUAUGGUCUCUACUGCCAACUCGUUUCACUCCAGUUUACCGUAGCAACUACAGCAAGCUGACUAGCUCCCUGGCUCGUAUGACUAGCUCGCUUCCUGUUGAGUACAGUACACAAUUCAGACUUGAAGUUCGUUUACACAGUAUGAGAAAGACAAUUCUAAAGAAUUGGACUAAGCAACUUUUUUAG
Capsicum annuum is the source of this 327-nucleotide messenger RNA. Lineage: Eukaryota; Viridiplantae; Streptophyta; Magnoliopsida; Solanales; Solanaceae. The record is from the annotation of a RefSeq genome assembly.